GCCACGGGCGGCCGCGCAACUUGCGGCCAAACUUUCACCCCUGCCUCCCUAGCUCGGAUGGCGGCCCGCUAAGUUGGCUGCAGCCCCGGGCCGAGCAGCGGCCAGGCCAGAGGGCGCCCCUUGCGCAGCCUGGGUCGGGCCAUGGCCCGCGCGCCCCCGCCAGGACACCAGAGUGGCGGGGCGCAACUCCUCUGGGUCCCUGGCCCGCGCCUCUAGCUCGCCCCUCCCGGUCUCGGGCCUGGCCCCGCGCACGCGUGGGAAAGUUGGCCUGGAACCGGCCCGACCAGUUCCGCCCGGGUGCGCGGACCGGCCGCAGGAAGUUGCUGCAAAACUUUUUUUGGGGGUGCAGCCGGUACCCCCCUUGCGCCGGGGCCGGAUGUGCACCGGGUAGGGUCCCCCGGGCCGAGAGGGGUGCGCGGAGGGAAGAGCUCAGAGGGGGCGCCCCGGCCCUGCUGCCCUGGGGCUAUGGCCAUGGUGACCGGCGGCUGGGGCGGCCCCAGCGGCGACACUAACGGCGUGGACAAGGCGAGCGGCUACCCGCGCGCGGCCGAGGACGACUCGGCCUCGCCCCCCGGUGCAGCCAGCGACGCCGAGCCAGGCGACGAGGAGCGGCCGGGGCUGCAGGUGGACUGCGUGGUGUGCGGAGACAAGUCGAGCGGCAAGCAUUACGGUGUCUUCACCUGCGAGGGCUGCAAGAGCUUUUUCAAGCGGAGCAUCCGCCGCAACCUCAGCUACACCUGCCGGUCCAACCGUGACUGCCAGAUUGACCAGCAUCACCGGAAUCAGUGCCAGUAUUGUCGCCUCAAGAAGUGCUUCCGAGUGGGCAUGCGGAAAGAAGCGGUGCAGCGCGGCCGCAUCCCGCACUCGCUACCCGGCGCGGUGGCCACCUCCUCCGGCAGCCCCCCGGGUUCAGCAUUAGCGGCGACGGGUGGAGACCUUUUUCCAGGGCAGCCGGUGUCCGAGCUGAUCGCGCAGCUGUUGCGCGCCGAGCCCUACCCGGCGGCUGCCGGGCGCUUCGGGGCGAGUGCAGCAGGCGCGUUCGGUGCAGGGGGCGGCACGACAGGCGCGGUGCUGGGCAUCGACAAUGUGUGCGAGCUGGCGGCGCGGCUGCUGUUCAGCACUGUGGAGUGGGCGCGCCACGCACCCUUCUUCCCGGAGCUGCCGGUGGCUGACCAGGUGGCGCUGCUGCGCCUCAGCUGGAGUGAGCUCUUCGUGCUGAACGCUGCACAGGCGGCGCUGCCCCUGCACACGGCGCCGCUGCUGGCUGCCGCCGGUCUGCACGCUGCGCCCAUGGCCGCCGAGCGUGCCGUGGCCUUCAUGGACCAGGUGCGCGCCUUCCAGGAGCAGGUGGACAAGCUGGGCCGCCUGCAAGUCGACUCGGCCGAGUACGGCUGCCUCAAGGCCAUCGCGCUCUUCACGCCGGAUGCCUGUGGCCUCUCAGACCCAGCCCACGUGGAAAGCCUGCAGGAGAAGGCGCAGGUGGCCCUUACCGAGUACGUGCGGGCCCAGUACCCAUCCCAGCCCCAGCGCUUCGGGCGCCUGCUGCUUCGGCUCCCUGCCCUGCGCGCUGUCCCUGCUUCCCUCAUCUCCCAGCUGUUCUUCAUGCGCCUGGUGGGCAAGACGCCCAUUGAGACGCUGAUCCGUGACAUGCUGCUGUCGGGAAGUACCUUCAACUGGCCCUAUGGCUCAGGCCAGUAACCAUGACAUGGCUAGGUGCACCAUGGCCAGGUCUGCAGACCUAAAGGGACAGGGAUGCUGAGACUUUGAGGGGCCUCUCAGGGCAGAGGACCCUUGCUUCUCUCCUCAGACUCCUAUUUUUUAAAGACUGUGAAAUGUUUGUCUUUUCUGUUUUUUAAAUGAUCAUGAAACCAAAAAGACUGAUCAUCCAGGUCCCAGCCUCGUCCUUCCCAGAAUUCCUGGCCAGGAUGAAGGUGAGGGAUGGAGGGUCCAAUCCUGGGACAGCCUUGUCCCUCAGUGCCCCAAGCAUGAACUUGUGGGAUGGUGGGGUUGGCUUCUCUGGUAUGAUGGACAAAGGCCUGGUGUCUGGACUAGAGGGACAGCUGGGCAAGGGUGGUAUGUAUCAGGCAGAUCCUCUGGACAUGUAAUCCAUGUUGGACACUACAUGAUGACUAAAUCAAGGCCAAUAAUAAAGACCUUUCCUACCUGUA
Molecule: messenger RNA, 2168 nt
Organism: Otolemur garnettii (small-eared galago)
Lineage: Eukaryota; Metazoa; Chordata; Mammalia; Primates; Galagidae
Gene: NR2F6
Product: nuclear receptor subfamily 2 group F member 6
Exons: 4
Coding region: 466-1698 (410 amino acids)
Biological process (GO): anatomical structure development; negative regulation of transcription by RNA polymerase II; cell differentiation
Molecular function (GO): RNA polymerase II cis-regulatory region sequence-specific DNA binding; nuclear receptor activity; zinc ion binding
Source: RefSeq, a predicted model, not a curated record